GUUCUGCUGAGAGGAAAGGUUCCGGAAGACAAAGGUUCCUAGGGGCACCUUAGGCGGACGAGAGCUCCCCUGAUAGAUGUUCAUUAUCUUAUCUCAGCUAUGCCUGGAGUACUGAGAAAUGAGCUCCCCGUCCUGCUAUAAUCCUCUCUAUAUGCUGGGCUACUGUACACUGCAGAGAUUAUGUUUAGGUCUUCAGAAUCACAGAACGAUGGGGACACAGGACCUGUCUACGUGCGUGAGAAGGGUCGGCUGUUCCUGGCAGGUUCACAGCCCUCAAAUGUGAAGUCUUGUCCCCCUCGCCUGUUCUCUAAAGGUUUUUCUGUGGAGCUGUGUGUGAAGGAAGAAGAUAACUGUAAACCCAAAGAAAAGCCAUUUAUCUUCACAUACACAGAGGAGGGCAGCUUGCGUUAUUCUGCAAAGUCUCUCUUCACCUUGGCUCUGGAUCUUAUUGCUGAUAACAUUCAGCAUGUCGACUCCUUGCUGGGUUUUCCUGAACAGAUCGCAGAGAGGCUGUUCACUGCCGCAGAGUCCAGGCAACAGUUCUCCAAACCACACAGCGGCCUUGUGGCCCUUCGUAAAUUUACCGAGGCCUACGGGGAUCUGAUGCUGUCUUCACUGUGUCUGCGGGGCAAGUACCUCCUAGUGUCCGAGAAGUUGGAAGAGAUUAAAUCAUUUCAAGAUCUAUGCAGUUUGGACUUGUCAUGUUGUAAAUUAGGGGAUGAUCAUGAAUUGCUGCAACAUAUUACCUCUGACACUCUGAACAGCUUGAGAGAGCUCUACCUAAGAGAUAAUUGCCUGUCUGAUGCUGGGAUCAGGAAAAUGACGGCUCCAGUGAGGAUCCUACACAGGGGACUGGGAAGCCUGACACUGCUGGAUCUUUCUUGUAACUCCGGAAUCACAGAUGUGGGGCUCAAAUUCCUGUUUGUUUUUAAACAACUCCAGUUCUUGGACCUUUCUGAUACAGGUGUGCAGGAUUCCAUUGUCACACGCAAGGCAAUAGAAACAAGGAUGGGACUGCUCCUUUCCCUAAAACCUCUAUCUCAGUUUGAUCACAUAGACUGCACGACUCAAGGCUGGGCUGAACAGCUUUUGAAUCAGUGGAACACAGUGGUUGCAUCAGCUGCUAAGCCAAAAGAGUCCCUGAAAUCCAGGACUGCAGCUCAGCACUUUUAUGGAAAAGAAAAGGUAAACCAAAGAGAUCUGCAGGCCUCUACCAUAAAUUUUUCAGCAAUCACACAAUUUAGACCACUGCAGUUUUACAGUCAGGACAAAGGGAUAUCUACAACCCUAUCGGGACAAUUUCCAGUGAAAAGGACUCGUGAUGAUAAAACUCAAGACGCCGUCUCUUCCGCUCCUGCAAAAAGACUUUGUGUGUCUUUGUCUGCAGAGGACUUGAACUUGCUAAAUUCUUACUGAGCCACGUCUAAGCUAGUUCUGUCUCCACGAUCAAGGAGGAGACACACUGAGUACACACUGUUUAUUUGGGUGUUGGCCAUAUUGCUUGGUAUUAUAUAGCACAGAGAACAUCUGUACCUAUGUGAUACUGCAUGGUUCCAGCAGGAAAAUAGAGAAUGCUUUACUAAAGGUUGGAUAAGAUUUGCCUUAGCCUGGGGUUACUUGGUUUGUCAAACCUUAGAUACGAACCUUCAUUUACAAAAAGACCCAACAACCUCUUAAGAGAAUGACAGAUUCCACACUGCAAAAUGAUAAAUAU
Molecule: messenger RNA, 1714 nt
Organism: Rana temporaria (common frog)
Lineage: Eukaryota; Metazoa; Chordata; Amphibia; Anura; Ranidae
Gene: LRRC42
Product: leucine rich repeat containing 42
Exons: 8
Coding region: 181-1416 (411 amino acids)
Molecular function (GO): protein binding
Source: RefSeq, a predicted model, not a curated record